This is a messenger RNA of Nothobranchius furzeri (turquoise killifish), 2205 nucleotides long. It is a transcript of the gene katna1, whose product is annotated as katanin p60 (ATPase containing) subunit A 1. Gene Ontology annotation, cellular component: microtubule cytoskeleton. The record is from RefSeq and is a predicted model, not a curated record. Gene Ontology annotation, biological process: microtubule severing. NCBI's taxonomy places the organism in Eukaryota, Metazoa, Chordata, Actinopteri, Cyprinodontiformes, Nothobranchiidae. Gene Ontology annotation, molecular function: microtubule binding; ATP hydrolysis activity; microtubule severing ATPase activity.
GACAUGCGUUGUGAUAUUUAUAUGUCGAUGGUUGUGAUCGAUGACGCAAUGCUCCCUGUCUCAAUUAGGCAAAUGCGCACUUUCUCCAAGUGCACUUUGCUGAAGACCGUAGAGCGAACAUGAUUGCAACCUGACCGAACAGGAUUCGGACACACCCGUGAGUCUCCUGACUAGACUCAUCAACCAAUGCAUUUCCGGUUUUAUUUUGAAGGUUGCUGAGCGGAAGUUGAAUUUUACAAAUUUGAAAGUGGACUAACUUCCGUGUCCUAAGAGUGUUUACCAGGACCACCGCACAGAGCUGCGCACUGCGCGAAAGUUGAGUGUGAAGUUCCUUCAGUCAGGUCGGUGUUUACAGUUUGACUCGCUGAGUUUAACCUUUGUUUCAGUGCUUGGAUAUGACAUGAGGGCUCGUGUCGCUGGUCCUCGUGUCUUCUUCCGGUUUCCAGACCGCUGAGUGGGACAGUCACUCGACUAGCAGCUGCGCAUGAGUUUACGAGAAAUCACAGAGAACAUGAAGCUGGCCCGUGAAUAUGCUUUACUGGGAAACUACAGCUCAGCCAGUGUUCUGUACCAUGGUCUGCUGGAACAGAUCAGGAGGCAUAUGUAUUCGGUGCGCGAUGGCGCCGUCCAGCAGCGGUGGCAGCAGUUAUGGCAAGAAAUCAAUGAAGAGACUCGACAAGUUCAGGAUAUAAUGUCGACUCUGGAGAAGUUUCAGCAAGUUGUGACUCCUGUUAAACCCAGCAACCAUGUGGACUUUGAGAUUAGACCAGCACAGGUGGAACCCAGGCGUUCUGCUAACCCUUAUAAGGACCUCAAGCCUCCCAGCAAUCGCUUGAGUGCAGCGGUUAAGGCCCAGCAGAAACCCUCACCUCGAGGAACAAAUGACGAUAGAAACAAAGUCUCUAAGAGCAAAGACAAGAAGGAACCGAAGGAGUUUAAGGAGGCUUCUGCCAAAGCAAAGGAUGAGAAGGAAAAGGAAGUCAGAAGGUUUGAUGGGACGGGAUAUGACAAAGACCUUGUGGAAGCUCUGGAGAGAGAUAUUAUUUCUCAGAAUCUGAGCAUCAAAUGGGAUGACAUUGCAGACUUGGAAGAUGCUAAAAAGCUCCUGAAGGAAGCUGUCGUGCUGCCCAUGUGGAUGCCAGCUUUCUUCAAAGGCAUCCGGAGACCUUGGAAGGGGGUGCUGAUGGUGGGACCUCCAGGGACCGGAAAAACCCUUUUGGCAAAAGCAGUUGCUACUGAAUGCAGAACCACGUUUUUCAAUGUCUCGUCCUCCACUCUUACCUCCAAGUACCGAGGAGAAUCGGAAAAACUUGUACGUCUCCUGUUUGAGAUGGCCAGGUUUUAUGCCCCCACCACGAUCUUUAUAGAUGAGAUUGACUCCAUGUGCAGUCGCAGAGGAACGUCAGAGGAACACGAGGCCAGCAGGAGGGUGAAAGCUGAGCUUCUGGUGCAGAUGGAUGGUGUUGAUGGAGCUUCAGAGAACGACGACCCAUCCAAGAUGGUGAUGGUGUUGGCUGCCACCAACUUCCCCUGGGACAUCGAUGAGGCUCUGAGGAGACGGCUGGAGAAGAGGAUCUACAUCCCUCUGCCCUCAAUUAAGGGGCGGGUGGAGCUGCUCCGGAUCAACCUGAAAGAGCUGGAGCUGGCCAGUGACGUGGACUUGGACAAGAUCGCAGAGCAGCUGGAGGGUUAUUCUGGAGCCGACAUCACCAAUGUGUGCAGGGAUGCCUCUCUGAUGGCAAUGAGACGACGGAUCGAGGGUCUGAGUCCAGAGGAGAUCCGAAACAUCUCCCGGGAUGAGAUGCACAUGCCGACCACCAUGGAAGACUUUGAGUCUGCCCUGAAGAAGGUGUCCAAGUCCGUCUCUGCAGCUGACCUGGAGAAGUAUGAGAAGUGGAUUGAAGAGUUUGGAUCCUGCUGAAUGCUCGAGGUUUCCCAUAAGCAUAAAGCUAGUGUGUGUCAGACCCCUCCUAAUCCAUCUGGACGGUAGCUCUGGACGGUACCUGUUCUAGAGAAGACGGUUUCUGAUGCUUUUGCAGUGUAAAUGGGUGGAAUGACCUAACCAUUAACCAAUAUGAAACAUCUCAAACAUGAUUAAUAACUGAUCUGAAGGAGUGAGAUGCUGACGUCAUUCAGUUUUUAUUGGUUUUAUUUAGAACCACAGUUGUCUCCAUGUAAGUUCUUAUAAACUGGUUUUCUACAGGC